AUGAGCCACCCCUCCAAACGCCGUCGCCUCACCCCCUCCCCGCCCCCGAUCUCGUCGCCGAUCGAAACCUCCUCCGACGAGCUGGCCGCUGGCUCCGAUCACGACCAGGAGCGACGUCGCGUGAGUCUCAACGCCUACCCGCCCAAACGCCCCUAUCCGCGCUCCCGGAGUUUCAGCAGCUCAGAAAGUCCCGAUGAAUUGGCCAUGGAUGCAGAUGACUACUGGCGCUCGAGCAAUCGCCGUCGCAAUCAAUCGGUUUGGGGGCGCUCGGAGGAUGAAAACGAGGGAGAUGAAGAGGAGAACGAGAACGAGGAUGACGAGCAAGAGAACGAGAGCAUGAACGACGAUGUCAAUGAGACGGAGCCGAAUGGGGAUUGCGACAUGGAUGAGAUGGAGGCCGCGGAGGAGAAUGAAGCGGAGACAUAUUCAGAUCGCUCGCCGACGCCCGUGCCGCCGCCGCCGCCAAAGCCGGAUUCGGUGGAUUAUCGACAGAAGUUCCUGCUUAGGGGGCAUUUACGGGGGGUGUCGGCUGUGCGAUUUUCGCCGGAUUCGUCGAUGAUUGCUAGUGGAGGGGCGGAUGGCGCAGUGAAGGUCUGGGCUGCGUCUACGGGGAAGUUGAUACAUACUUUUGAAGGGCACCUUGCGGGUAUAUCGACGAUAUCAUGGAGUCCGGACGGAGCGACCAUUGCCUCGGGGUCAGACGAUAAGACCAUCCGGCUAUGGAAUGUCCUCACGGGCAAAGCACACCCCACCCCUUUCCUCGGCCACCACAAUUACGUCUACUCGAUCGCGUUCUCUCCCAAAGGCAACAUGCUCGUCAGCGGCUCCUACGAUGAAGCCGUCUUCCUCUGGGACGUGCGGUCUGCGCGCGUGAUGAAGUCCCUCCCCGCUCACUCCGACCCCGUGAGCGGCAUUGAUGUCGUUUGGGACGGCACACUCAUCGCCUCCUGUGCAACGGACGGCCUCGUCCGUAUCUGGGAUACCUCAACGGGCCAAUGCCUCCGCACCCUAGUCCACGAAGAUAACCCGCCCGUCUCGUCCGUCAAGUUCUCCCCGAACGGAAAAUACGUGCUUGCAUGGACACUGGAUGACUGCGUCCGCCUGUGGGAUUACGUCGAAGGCCGCUGCUUAAAAACCUACCAGGGCCACUCGAACAAGAAGUACAGUCUCUCCGGCGCGUUCGGAGUUUACGGCCAGCGGAUAUCAGCCCGGACACCGGGGUAUGCGUUUGCAGUCAGCGGGAGCGAAGACGGCGCAGUUCUCUGCUGGGACGUCGUUAGUAAGAAGGUCCUGCAAAGGAUUGAAGCGCAUGAGGGUGUCGUGCUGGGUGUGGAUACGUGCUCGACCGAGGAGGGGAGAUUCAUGGUUAGCUGUGGGUUGGACGGGACGGUGAGGGUCUGGGAGGAGGUCACUGCGUCUGAAGCCGGACCUGAAGCCGAACCUGAACCUGAAGCCGAGCAAGGUCUAGACCAAAACCACGCCGAUGGCGAGAACUCGGACAAGAAUCGGGAUAUGGACACCGAGAUGGGCGAGGCAGGCGAGCUUGGUGGUGAGACGGGGGAUCCGACGUAG
Aspergillus mulundensis is the source of this 1572-nucleotide messenger RNA. Its product is annotated as WD40 repeat domain-containing protein. NCBI's taxonomy places the organism in Eukaryota, Fungi, Ascomycota, Eurotiomycetes, Eurotiales, Aspergillaceae. Gene Ontology annotation, molecular function: histone binding. The coding region runs from base 1 to 1572 and encodes 523 amino acids. The record is from RefSeq and is a predicted model, not a curated record. The transcript has 3 exons. Gene Ontology annotation, cellular component: Set1C/COMPASS complex.